AUGACUUAUUUUGGUGAUAAGGCACCCGAAGUCACCGCAACAGUAACCACCCUAGCGGCUAUCGCAUAUGUGGUUUUUGGAAUGCGCGUAUAUACAAGAAUCCGGAACAGGGCAUGGGGCAUGGAUGACUGGUGUAUGACGGUCGCAACUAUUCCGUUUACUGCGUUAACUGUGUCAUGCCUUGGAGGCUCUUUUAAAGGGGUUGGAGUUCAUGAGUUCAGGUUGUCUGCAGAACAGAAGACCGAAGGUCUCAAGUUCUUCUUUUUCUUCGAGGUUUUCUACUGCGCUGCCAUCAUUCCCAUCAAAUUGAGCAUUUCUUUUAUGCUAGUGCGCAUUGCAUCGGGAAAAAAGAAGUAUAUACACAGUCUGUAUGCGGUCUCUGCCAUGUUUACAGUCAUGAACUUCAUCGCGUUGUUCUAUAUCAUCUUCCAUUGCAGCCCUGUCCAAUACGCAUGGAACACUUCUAUCCCGGGCGGUAGCUGUAACCCUGCUAAAGUACUUGCGGAUAUAUAUUAUGCUACCACGGUGGUGAACAUUACUACGGACUGGUUCUGUGCUAUACUGCCGAUUCCACUUCUCUGGAACGUCCAGCUCAACCGUAAUGCCAAGCUCUCUGUGGGUGUUAUUCUCAGCCUUGGUGCUCUAGCAAGUUUGUCUGCUUGUAUCCGUCUCGUUUAUACGGUCAAUCUGACCCAUUCAACCGAUUUUCUUUCGGCUGCCAAACAGCUUCUCCGGCAACUCGAAGAGGUCAAAUCGGCAGAAGGCCACGACGAACGCGCUCACGGUAGGCCUAGGCCGAGAAGCACAUCCUCGAAGCGGUCGACUUCCAAAUCAGAUUUUCUGGCGAAACUAAAGGCGAUUGCCAAGGAACUGGAUGGACACAUCGCAAAUCUCGAAAGACAAGAGACGCACGAAACGGAAGGACACGAACCGGAGGGACACGAACCAGAGGAACGCGAAGCGGAGACACAAGAGUGGGAGACACACGAGCAGGAUGGCUCAGCGUUACCCAGCCAAGGGCAUGUCGCCGGCUAG
Molecule: messenger RNA, 1035 nt
Organism: Alternaria atra
Lineage: Eukaryota; Fungi; Ascomycota; Dothideomycetes; Pleosporales; Pleosporaceae
Exons: 7
Coding region: 1-1035 (344 amino acids)
Source: RefSeq, a predicted model, not a curated record